AUGGAUAUUGAUCGACCAGCCAAUGUCUCUUUUUUUGAUUUCGUUGGCGGAGUCCAACUUCUCCAGGGGGAGGACACCAGGACAGCCCUGCCGGUCAUCCUCAUCGGGAUCUGCGUGUCCGGAGCAGUUGGGAAUUUGCUCGUUUUGCUGAUUUUCCUCCGUGACUUUAGAAACGGAAAGGGCUCUGAGGUGAAAGCGCUCCUCGCCUCUCUGGCUUCCACGGACUUGGCGAUCCUGCUGCUGUGCGCGCCCGUGCGCGCCGUCACCUACUACAAGCAGACCUGGACCCUAGGGAGUUUUGUCUGCAGCACCACGGACUGGUUCCAGCAUUCGUGCGUGGUUGCAAAAACUUUAAUCCUUGCUGUCACCACCAGAGCCAAACACACGCUGGUCCCCAGCGCCGCUGGGCACCUGUACUGCCCGACGUGGAUCCAAGGAGCUCUGGCGUCCAUUUGGAUUGUGUCGAUGAUGUUUCCCAUUCCCCAGAUGAUUUUCGCUUCUUUAGUGCCCCGUGGCCGCGACACUAUUUGCGUCUCUGAAAUGCCAGUGUGUGCGUCUGUCUUCAUGAGGUUGUUCUACAAGAUUUAUCCAACUGCGACCUUUGUGGUGCCGGUCAUCUUCACCCUUGCCUACAACACCAAAGCGCUGCACGCCGCGGUGAACCACGCACCCAGCCCGCAGCAUCAGAGCAAGGUUACCCUGGUGUUACUGUGUCUUAGCGGCGCCCUUGGGCUCAUGCUGCUGCCGGAGUGGGGGACUUUCACCUGGAUCAGGCUCGGGUACAACAAACCUCCCGUUGGUUUAAUCAUCUUUGCGCAAGUCCUCCUUUACGCAUGCAGCUCCCUCUCUCCGGUGAUCUUGAUGACAAUGUACGACGACGUGCGCCAAGGACUGAUGACCAUCUGGUUCUCCGCGACCUGCAGAGGCUCAAAGCACCCCCACAGCAACAAGUGCCCCCAAACGGAGGGGAACGGAGCAGAAGUGGGUGCCAACGCAGUCCCCAACGCGGUUUCACAGGAGAGGGAGAAGACCUUUCCAGAUGUGGAGCACUUUUGGACAGGGCGCAGGAAUACGCACGUCGAGGAGGCGCAGGAUCCGGUUCCGUGGGAGAGAGAGGAGAAAAUGUUGUAG
This is a messenger RNA of Perca flavescens (yellow perch), 1131 nucleotides long. RefSeq names its product probable G-protein coupled receptor 151. Gene Ontology annotation, biological process: G protein-coupled receptor signaling pathway. Bases 1 to 1131 code for a protein of 376 amino acids. NCBI's taxonomy places the organism in Eukaryota, Metazoa, Chordata, Actinopteri, Perciformes, Percidae. Gene Ontology annotation, molecular function: G protein-coupled receptor activity. Gene Ontology annotation, cellular component: plasma membrane. The transcript has a single exon. The record is from RefSeq and is a predicted model, not a curated record.